AUGAUAUUUGAAACGGCAGAUCCUGUUACUGUCAACGAUAAUGACUUGGUAAACCGAGAUGUCUUCGUCAAUAAUGCAAAGGCUGGUUUAGCAGACAGGUACUCUGUUGGUGAAUGGAUAUUUAUGUGUUUAGAAGCAAUAUCGAAGCCAGCAAACUUACUAUCAACUUUAUGGAAGGAAGGAAAUAUUAUAGGAUUUAUUAGUAAGGCCGAAGCUGAAUCUAUCCUACAGAGUGAACCAAUUGGAACUUGCCUUAUACGUUUUAGUGAAAAAUCUCCCGGAAAUCUUACUGUGCCGUAUAAAGACGCGCAAAAUCUUAUUCGAUGGACCAAACCAGAAAAUUCAUCAAAAAGAUCAUGGAUCGAUGACGUAUUAUCAAGUAAUCGAAAAUGGAGAGUUAUAUAUCCUGGUGAAGUGGCAUUACAGUCUUUGCGAAAUCUAAUAGUCAAUGAUGAAGGAGUGAAAUUCUUUGUGUACAUAACCGUCAUCCCAUCUUUGUCUAGUAAAUUCUUUGAUAUUACGGUAAUAAUUGGUCUUAAAUUUGUCGAAGAAUGGUUAAGUAAAUACGGAAGUCAGAUUUGUCAACAUACAUCAGACAGAUGGAUCGGUGCUUUAAGUGCUCCUUCUGUAAAUGUUGUAUAG
Molecule: messenger RNA, 642 nt
Organism: Trichoplax adhaerens
Lineage: Eukaryota; Metazoa; Placozoa; Uniplacotomia; Trichoplacea; Trichoplacidae
Exons: 7
Coding region: 1-642 (213 amino acids)
Biological process (GO): cell surface receptor signaling pathway via JAK-STAT; regulation of cell population proliferation; regulation of transcription by RNA polymerase II
Molecular function (GO): RNA polymerase II cis-regulatory region sequence-specific DNA binding; DNA-binding transcription factor activity, RNA polymerase II-specific
Source: RefSeq, a predicted model, not a curated record